CACAUACGCACUCCUCUCCAGCCCUCCAAAGCAACAGGCGAGAAGAAGGAAGAGCGACAAAAGCAAAAGAGCAACUCCUGCAACUUUUUUGGAACGAGCGCAACUAGGAGAAGCUUCCGAGGAUGCCAAACGCGUCGGUUUUGCAGAUGGAUCACAUGGGUACGCGAGGGAACUGAGUUUAUUUUUCCCAAAGAAGAAAACAGGAGGGAGGACACACGUUUUUGUUUUUUGUUUUUCCACCACCGUAUGAGACGUCAAAAGUUUCCCUCUGUGUUAACAAAGCAGGCGCCUUUGAGCUGGAGCUGAAACCCUCGGCUUGUGAUUAAAUGUCCCGGGGUCUCUGUGGAGGGCAGUGAAAGGAUGCCAGGAUGCCCUCUCUGAUCUCCCAUCUGCUUGUCAUCUGGCUGAGCGUCCACAGGCUGGUGUGGUGCACGGAGCGCUCCUCCACACGCGAGCGUUUCAAGGUGGUCAUCGCUCCUCUCAUCUGCAAGCGGGUCUGCCUGAAGGGGCAGUGCCAUAAUACCUGCGAGCAGGGCAACAACACCACGCUGAUCGCGGAGAACGGGCAGGGGGCCGACACGCUCACCGGACCGGGCUUCAGGGUCGUUGUGUGUCCCUUGACGUGUUUGAAUGGAGGAGUAUGCAGCUCGAGGAAGCACUGCCUGUGCCCUCCCGGCUUCACCGGUCGACUCUGCCAGUUUCCUCUUCAGCAAGCCCAGGCAGCGCGAGGCAACGAGCAGCCUGUGUACCCCGUAGCUUUAAAGCCAGACGGCCAGAAAUUUGUGGAGUCGAGCAUAAGCCGCAGCCAGUUCACACACACGUCGUCGAUGUCAAUCUUCAACGUCCCCUUAUCACAGCCGGGGCAUCACUCCUCAGAAGUGCAGUUUAAUGUACGUGUUCACCACACGCCAGACACCUCCGUAAUCAUUCACUCACUCGACUCAACGGAUAUCAAACCUCCUCACAAGACGGGGACACGCCAGGUCCUGGUGAGGCGCAAACCAAAGGGACGCUGCUUUCAAGAGACCACGCCCAAACAAGCCUGCAACAGCACCCCGCUUCCUGUUCUGACCAAUCAGGAGGAUUGCUGUGGGAGUGUGGGGAAUUCAUGGGGACAAAACAAAUGUUAUCAGUGCCCCAAAUUACCAAAUGCAUCAGUCAAACAGAACAUUGUGGAAGACUAUGGCUCUACUUGUCCCCAAGGCUAUAAAAGAUUCAACAGCACUCACUGUAAAGAUAUCAACGAGUGCUCCAUGCAGGGCGUCUGUCAGGACGGAGACUGUUUGAACACACUGGGCAGCUUCAAGUGUUCAUGCAAAUCUGGUUUUGUCUUGGAGCGAAAUCGAUGUGUUGAGUAUCCACCUCUGGGUCAGUGCUUCCGGAUAGCAUCCAACGACAGGAGCUGCAAUUACCCGCUGCCGACCCCCCACACCCAGGUGGUAUGCUGCUGCACAGUGGGCAAAGCCUGGGGCCGAAACUGUGAAAGAUGUCCUGAGGAGGGCACAGUGGCCUUCAAAAAACUCUGCCCUGCUGGGAAAGGCUACUUUUUGCAAAACAUAAGAGAGACGGUGCAAAUCACCGUCCCCAGCGACCAUGAAAACCAAGAGCACACCAAGAGGAUUCAUGCAGAGACAACGACCACUGCGCACCAGGUCCCCACCAGCACCACCCGUCCUCGUGUGCCUGUUAUUAAACCCACCCCGCCGACAAUCAUCCGAAUGACCCCCGGCAAUGACCCCUUCGAAACACAAACAAAAGUCUUCUCACCGACAGAUGAAUGCAGGCUGAGCAGAAACAUUUGUGGUCAUGGAGAAUGUGAGAACAGCCUGACUGGGCACAUCUGUCACUGCCAUCCUGGCUACCAUUUCAACCCGCAGAGGAACAUCUGUGAGGAUGAUAACGAAUGUGAGUCAGAGCCGUGCGGCCAUGGCAGAGGCUAUUGCGUCAACACAGAGGGAGCAUACAAAUGCUUCUGUCGCCCAGGCUACAAACACAUGGUGCAGCAUGGUAGACUUAAGUGUGUAGAUGUGGAUGAGUGCUUUAACCAGGACAUCUGUGGUAUCGGGGGUCGUUGUGUGAACCUACCAGGCUCUUAUAAAUGUGAAUGUCACAGCGGUUUUAGGAGCAAGUCACACCGUAGUCCAGCCUGUGAAGACAUAAAUGAGUGUUUGAAUCCCGACACUUGCCCCAAUGAACAAUGUGAGAACACGCCAGGCUCCUACGAGUGUGUCCCCUGCUUGCCUGGUCAUGAAGCCCGUGCUGGCAUCUGCUAUGAUAUUAAUGAGUGUCAGAAGCCUGGCAUCUGCCCUAACGGUCACUGUGAGAACCUGGCUGGUACCUACCGCUGCCUGUGCAACGAGGGCUUCCUCCCAUCUGUAGACAGCAAAUCUUGCACUGACAUCGAUGAGUGUGCGGACAUUCGGCUGUGCGCUAACGGCCACUGCAUCAAUACUGACGGCUCCUUCAAAUGCCAUUGCUACCCAGGAUACCAGCGCACGCAAGAGGGCAGCCACUGUGAAGAUAUCAACGAGUGUAAAAAUCCAUCAAGCUGUCAUGGGGGCCGCUGUAUCAACAAGAUGGGUACAUACCACUGCGAGUGCCAGCAGGGGUACAAACUGGUCGGAGGCAGGGAAUGCCAAGACAUUGAUGAAUGUGCCUUGGACAGAAGUCUCUGCCAGCCCCACGGCUUUUGUGGGAACAAACCGGGCUCGUACGAGUGUGUCUGCAAUCACGGUUACAUCCUCUCAGAGGAUAGACACUACUGUGAGCCUGUUCGAGUGGUGAUGGAUGAGAAGAAAGAGUGCUACCUGAACCUUGAUGACACCGUUUUCUGCGAUAGCGUCCUGGCCACCAAUGUCACCAAGCAGGAGUGCUGCUGCUCCAUCGGAGUGGGAUGGGGAGAUCACUGUGAGAUCUAUCCCUGUCCUGUCUCCCAUUCAGCCGAGUUCCACGACCUUUGUCCAAAUGGGCAAGGUCUCUACUAUGAAGAGCGUCUCCAGUACAACCUCCCGGCCUACCAGGAUAUUGACGAGUGUUCCUUGUUUGCUGAAGAAAUCUGUAAGAAAGGUCGCUGUGAGAACACGCUUCCAGGCUACGAGUGCUACUGUCAACAGGGCUUCUACUACGAUAGCAACCUCCUUGAGUGCAUUGUGUCUGUGGUGCCCUUUGCAGAUGUGAAUGAGUGCCAGGACCCCUCGUACUGUAAGAACGGGAGGUGUGAGAACACGCCCGGCUCCUUUCACUGCUUUUGUGACCCUCCCCUCACCUUCAGUGCAGCGCUGAAACAGUGCGUCUAUGACGAUCGGACUGCAGCUCACAAGGAUGUGUGCUUCACGCGAAUUGAGGAGGGCUGGAUCUGCAGCGAGCCCCAGAACCGGGUGGUGACGUAUUCAGAGUGCUGCUGUCACUUCGGCCGUGGCUGGGGGCCCGAGUGUAACAGCUGCCCUCCCAGAAACUCAGCAAUGUUCAGCCAUCUGUGUGGGAUGCAUCUUGAGACGGAGUCAGACGGGGAACAGGAUUUGCAGGCAGCUUUUCCCAACUACAACCCGGGUGACAGUUCAGAAGAAGAUUCUGACGAAUGCAGCUGCGGACAUGGCCGCUGUGUCCGUUCCUACCUGGGCACUAUGUGUGAAUGUAACCCAGGCUUUAGGCUAGACUACUCGCGUGCUCGCUGUAUAGACAUUGACGAGUGUGCAGAACCAGAUGUCCGUGUUAGUCCGUGCAAGAACGCUCGCUGUGUGAACACUUCUGGCUCGUACAAGUGCUUGUGCAAGCAAGGCUUUGUGCACACGCGUAGGCCAAACGUGUGCAUCCGUCGCAGAACUCGGUAACCUCUGUGCGUUGCUCUGCGUGCCGCUACGUCUCUCCCCAUCUACGCGGCGUGCACAAACAACCCAGCACGUGCAGCUCUUACACUCCUCUCUCAUGGUACAUACAUGGGACUGUGUGAACGCAGUAAACAUACAAACAUGUUGUCAUCGGGAGCCACGUCAUAACAAUAUAAAAUGUACAAAACAUAUCAUUGUCAGCCCCCUUUUCAUUGGCCAGUCCACAUUUUAAAAAAAUCUGCAACACAGAUAAGGAAUAUGUUUGUUUAUUUGUGCGCUAAAAGUAUUUUGUAAUUAUUUUUUUAUUUCGAACUGUUUUUGUAGUUUAAAUUGUGCAUUUUGUGAUUUUUGUCAUUGACCUCCCAGUUGCUUUUAUCUUCUUUUGAAUUUUUGAUUCAAACAAUGAGGAAAUGAGUUUCAAACAUUUCAAUGGUAUUAUAAUUGUCUUUAACCUAUUCAGUAGUUGUAUAUUGUAGGAAUGCCUUGUGGUAUUCCCAUUUACAUUCCCAGUUGCAUCCACAUUCUUUCAUGUUUAAGUCAUCUGAAUUUUAUUUCCUUGCCACACGUUGUUGACAUUGUUUUUUUGUACAGUUUGUUUCGUGGAUUGGUCCCUGUCCUCCCCUUCUUUAUUUGUUUAUGUAAAAUAUGAGAAACCUGAGGUUUUUGUAUAAUUUGACAUGUGCACCUAAGUGGACUUAAGCUUGAUAAAAACAUUUCAUGCACUUAGCAAUAAAUAUAGUGGAAAUAUUUGCGAAAUAUAGCUUAUUCUGAAAAAGAAAUCAAGCAAGUUUAACACCUAUUGCCAUUAAACACUGCAUUAAAGUAUUUAGAAAGCCAAAGAUGCUGUUGUGAUAAGAAGAAUUUGAUUAAAAAAAUGACAACCUUU
Messenger RNA from Neolamprologus brichardi, 4713 nucleotides. Lineage: Eukaryota; Metazoa; Chordata; Actinopteri; Cichliformes; Cichlidae. The record is from RefSeq and is a predicted model, not a curated record.